AUGAGUCGUGCUCCCCCUGGUUCGAGCCCCAAAACACCUUUCUAUCGCAUCGCUCGCCCCAGAUCCAUCAUGAUAUCGUCACUCGCCAUCGUCCUUCUGGGACUUGCGUCCCUUGCAGCCCAUUCAUCGGCCCUGCUGCGACCCUUGGAGCACGUCGUCGAGUCGAUACCCGAAGACGACCUCAAUGUCGUGUCUACCGACCUUUCUCUGGGUCACGAUUGGAGCCCUGCGCCUGCGGCACAUCCAGCCUCGCCCCGGGUCGCCGUCGCUGGCGACGUUGCAUCGAGCUCAAGGGGCGUUUCAGUACACGACGGGACAGCAUCGCUGCCGCCACCUGGGUUGUCUCGAGAAGAGAUCUCUCGACUGAUCGACCAGGCGAUUGCGGACAACGCCGCGGCGGACUCGGAUGUGAAUCAUCACUCACCUUACGGAUACGUGGGGUCUUCCUCUCACUCCGCACCCUCGGCGCCUCCUCUCGCAGAGUCGAGCGACACCGAGCGCUCAGCAUCCGAUCCAAGUCUCCUUCAUGCCACAUCAAACACAGUCCCAUUCUCGCCGCGCAUCGAUCUGCACUUCUCCCGAGAUCCCAUCUUCGGUCAAGCCAUCGCGCUCCCCUCCCGCCUCACCUACAUCCCCUCGCCCUGGAUGGAGGACGUCUACUCGCGCAUCUGCGCCUUUGUCCGUCACCGCUCCGCUUUUCGUACCACCCCCGAGCCCGUCCCCGCCCCGAUGGUCGAGUUGAUCGAUUCGCAAGCGGCGACGAUCUUCGCCAAACGUGGAGAGGUGUACCUUCUUCCCAUCCCGGUCGAAUGGUUGCGCCCCCACGGCGUGGAGGUGGGGAUGGAGGUGUUGAUGCGAUACCAUCAACAUCUGCGUUGGCCCAAGGAGGAGAUUUCCCGUAUCGUGACGGUUUGGGUGUCCGCAGAUAAGGGUGGGUCGCUCGCAUUGGUCGGAACGUUUCAUAUGCCAGAAACGGGGUAUAGGUCGUUGAGGUUGAGGUUUCCGGGGCUGAAGGUGUGGGAGGUCAGACAGGUGGCGCCGGACAGAAGCCGAUCUGGACUGUUCCUCGUGCCUAAGACGUAG
Molecule: messenger RNA, 1083 nt
Organism: Kalmanozyma brasiliensis GHG001
Lineage: Eukaryota; Fungi; Basidiomycota; Ustilaginomycetes; Ustilaginales
Exons: 1
Coding region: 1-1083 (360 amino acids)
Source: RefSeq, a predicted model, not a curated record